Messenger RNA from Spirodela intermedia, 135 nucleotides. Lineage: Eukaryota; Viridiplantae; Streptophyta; Magnoliopsida; Alismatales; Araceae. The record is from the annotation of a GenBank genome assembly.
AUGCCUUCAACUGUGACCAGCUUAAACCUUGUUAGUUGGGUUAUUCAUAGUUUAUCUUUCUUUAUACGGUAUGACCAGGUAAUUUUCAGUUUCUUUUUGAGGGCUAACCAGGGAGGUGGUCAAUCAAAAAAAUGA